AUGAAAGUGACCACAGGAUUUAUCUUUGCGAUAGUCUCGUUUUGCCUGUUUACUUCUUUCACGCUGGCUGAAAACAGUGCAAUAGCUACGCCAGGGUCAGAUUUACUCGUUCUAACGGAGAAAAAAUUUAAAUCGUUCAUCGAAUCUCAUCCUUUAGUCCUUGUCGAAUUUUUUGCUCCAUGGUGUUUGCAUUCUCAGAUCUUACGGCCCCAUUUGGAAGAAGCCGCCUCCAUUUUAAAGGAACAUAACGUCCCGGUUGUCCAAAUUGAUUGUGAGGCUAACAAUUUGGUUUGCCUGCAACAAACCAUAAAUACUUACCCAACUCUGAAAAUUUUCAAAAAUGGUCGUAUUUUUGAUGGUCAAGUCUAUCGUGGUGUCAAGAUCACCGAUGAAAUCACCCAGUACAUGAUUCAAUUAUGUGAGGCUUCCGUCAUUUAUUUGGAUUCUGAGGAUGAAAUUCAACCAUACCUGGAAAAUGCGACUUUACCGGUGGUUAUAAACAGAGGCUUAACAGGGUUGAAUGAAACGUAUCAGGAAGUCGCGCUGGAUCUUGCUGAGGAUUACGUCUUUUUAUCUCUUCUAGAUUCGAAGGAUAAAUCACUGUCAAUUCGCUUACCAAAUACCACCGAACCAAUUCUGUUCGGUGGGAAUGUAGAUUCUUUAGUCGGAAAUUCCGUUGCUUUAACUCAAUGGUUAAAAGUGGUGAUUUUACCUUACUUCACCGACAUCGAACCUGAUCUCUUCCCAAAGUACAUUUCUAGUAAUUUGCCGUUGGCUUACUUCUUCUAUACCUCCAAAAAAGAAUUAGAUGAUUACACUGAUCUUUUUACACAAUUAGGUAAGGAAAAUCGUGGCCACAUAAACUUUAUUGCAUUAAAUUCUACAAUGUUCCCACAUCACGUUAGAUUCCUCAAUAUGAGAGAACAGUUCCCAUUAUUUGCUAUCCAUAAUAUGAUCAACAAUCUAAAAUAUGGUUUACCACAACUACCAGAGGAAGAGUAUUUGGAACUGAAAGAACCACAACCACUAGACAGAGAUAUGAUCGUUCAGUUGGUAAAAGAGUACCGCGAAGGUACUGCCAAGCCGAUUGUUAAGUCAGAAGAGAUUCCAAAAGUACAAAACUCCAAUGUUUAUAAAAUAGUUGGGAAGACACAUGACGACAUUGUCCACGAUGACGAAAGAGAUGUCCUUGUCAAGUAUUACGCGACAUGGUGUAUCCACAGUAAGAGAUUUGCGCCUAUUUAUGAAGAGAUUGCAGAUGUCUUAGCAUCAAAUGAAUCUGUUCGCGAUAAAAUCUUGAUCGCCGAAGUAGAUUCCGGUGCAAAUGAUAUCUUAAGUUUUCCUGUGACAGGAUAUCCAACAAUUGCUUUGUAUCCUGCAGGCAAUAACUCUAAGCCUAUUAUCUUCGAUAAAAUUAGAAAUUUGGAAGACGUGUUCGAAUUUAUUAAAGAAUCAGGUACGCAUCAUAUUGACGGCCAAGCAAUUUAUAAUGAACUGCACAAAACUAAGGAUUACAAAGUGUCUACAGAGGACACCGUGCAUGAUGAAUUAUAA
Saccharomyces paradoxus is the source of this 1554-nucleotide messenger RNA. RefSeq names its product protein disulfide isomerase EUG1 (gene EUG1). Gene Ontology annotation, cellular component: endoplasmic reticulum. Bases 1 to 1554 code for a protein of 517 amino acids. Lineage: Eukaryota; Fungi; Ascomycota; Saccharomycetes; Saccharomycetales; Saccharomycetaceae. The record is from RefSeq and is a predicted model, not a curated record. Gene Ontology annotation, biological process: response to endoplasmic reticulum stress; protein folding. Gene Ontology annotation, molecular function: protein disulfide isomerase activity. The transcript has a single exon.